This is a messenger RNA of Puntigrus tetrazona (Sumatra barb), 2622 nucleotides long. It is a transcript of the gene tecrb, whose product is annotated as trans-2,3-enoyl-CoA reductase b. The record is from RefSeq and is a predicted model, not a curated record. The transcript is spliced from 11 exons. Lineage: Eukaryota; Metazoa; Chordata; Actinopteri; Cypriniformes; Cyprinidae. Gene Ontology annotation, molecular function: oxidoreductase activity, acting on the CH-CH group of donors. Gene Ontology annotation, biological process: very long-chain fatty acid biosynthetic process. The coding region runs from base 643 to 1692 and encodes 349 amino acids.
AAAAAAAAAAAUAUGAUAAUGAUGGUGAUAAUAAUGAACUGUAUUUAUUUAUUUAUUUAUUUUAGAAUUGAUAUGUAUAUGCACCCAGGAAAUAAUUUUUACAUUAUGACUACUGCGUAAGGGGGCAAAAGUCACCCAGCAUGUAGGUUCAGGUGGGUUUGUGUAAAUAUUGGUUGUCUCUGGAUGAGAUGACUGGACCCUGUUAAGUGUGUGUGUGUGUGUGUGUGUGUGUGUGUGUGUGCGUGCAUCCAUAAGGCGAGUUAUAAUUAGCACACAUUGGGAUGACUGGGAAGGGUCACGUUUCCUCUGGAGGUUCAGACAAAAAAAUAGGGAAAAAAAAGAAUAAAGUUAAUGUGAGUGAAAGAGAGAGAUGUGAGUAUUGUUGAUUAGUUUGCAUGUUUUUAGGGGGGUCUGGGGCCAAAUAUAUCUGUGAACAAGAGGGUGACAACACAGACAGGAGGGUCGAGUUAAAGAAAGAAAGAAAGAGAGGGAGAGAGAGGGGUGGGGAAACAGACAGAGAGAUUUAUUUCCACAGCUGACAGUGACGCUCCCGUCCAGCACUCGUUUUUGGAGGUGAGAGAGGGACUAGGAGAGGAAAGAAGUGGGAAAACUCGCAGAAAGAGGACAAAUAAAACAGACAGCAUGGACGCCUUGGCUUUAGAGGCCACGCAGCCCAAAAAGGCUCAGAACGGGGCCGCGGCUCCGGCCCCCGGGGCCCCGGCCAAACGCAAACCGGCUAAAAAGACUAAGAAAGCUGUGGUCUUUUUCGAGGUGGAGAUUCUGGACGCCAAGACGAAGGACAAGCUCUGCUUCCUGGACAAGGUCGAGCCCAAUGCCACUAUCGGGGAAAUCAAGUCCAUGUUUCACAGGAGCCACCCUCAGUGGUAUCCGGCCCGUCAGUCCAUCCGUUUGGAUCCCAAGGGAAAGUCUUUGAAGGACGAGGAUGUGCUGCAGCACCUGCCUGUGGGAACCACAGCCACCUUUUACUUCAGAGACCUGGGGGCCCAGAUCAGCUGGGUCACGGUGUUCCUGACCGAGUACGCCGGCCCGCUGCUCAUCUACCUGAUGUUCUACUUCAGGGUCCCCUUCAUUUAUGCGCCCAAGUACGACUUCACCACCAGCAAGCACUGGGUCGUACAUCUGGCGUGCAUGUGCCACUCGUUCCACUACGUGAAGAGGCUCCUGGAAACGCUGUUCGUCCAUCGCUUCUCGCACGGGACCAUGCCCCUCCGAAACAUCUUCAAGAACUGCACGUACUACUGGGGCUUCGCGGCCUGGAUGGCGUACUACAUCAACCACCCGCUCUACACGCCGCCCAGCGUUGCAGCGUACGGGGAGCAGCAGAUCAGACUGGCCCUCGUCGUCUUCCUGUUCUGUCAGAUCGGAAACUUCUCCAUCCACAUCGCUCUGAGAAAUCUCCGGCCGCCAGGAUCUAAGACCCGGAAGAUCCCGUAUCCGACUAAAAACCCCUUUACGUGGAUCUUCCUGCUGGUGUCGUGUCCUAACUACACGUAUGAGCUGGGCUCGUGGCUGGGCUUCACUCUGAUGACCCAGUGUCUUCCCGUGGCCUUCUUCACGCUGGUGGGCUUCAUCCAGAUGACCGUGUGGGCCAAAGGAAAGCACCGCAGCUACCUGAAGGAGUUUCGUGACUACCCCACGCUCCGCUCGCCCAUCCUGCCCUUCAUCCUGUAGGACGGAGCCGCACAGCACCCCCCUCGUCUUUUUAACCUUUUCCUCGUCGUCCCUUUAACCAUCUCUUUUAUACCGUGUCACGGGCAUCUUUACUGCGCUCGCUCGUCUCCUGAAGCGGCCCGGACCGUAGCGCCCUCUGGGGGUCAUCUGGGGGAUCUCACGAAAACGCUCUGGGUUAUUAUCCAGUCGGUCAAAAGGACUUUUGCACAAAGAAAAUAGAGCACAUUUUAGGACCAUGAAGUUUUUUUUUUUGACAUUUAAACGUUUUCAUUGACUGCUGUGACGCGGGGGGGAAAAAAGCUGGUGUACAACGUGAACGUGUCGCUUGACGGCUGAUGAUUGUAAUAAAAUCAUUGUGUCUGGACAACGCAUUACAUUUCUGCAGUGCAUGAAAAUGAAGGGAAGUUUUAAUGCUCAUCUAAUAUAAUACACAGCAACAUCAUUUCCCCCCAGACAGGGACGCUCUUCAUUAGAGUCCCCUUCUUGUCAUACACCAUCCUAAAUAUGAAAGUCAAGUUUUCAUCAUCAUCAUCAUCAUCAUCUCACAAACACAAGAUAUUCAGAGGAAUGUUGCUGAUCGGUUACUGGUAGCCGUUGAAUGUGUUUCCCUAAAGGUCGAUGGCUUCCAGCAACUUUCUUCUAAAUAUCUCCUGUGUUCAGGAAGAAGCCGGUCCCACGUGUGUGUGCAGUACUUGUGCUCAGAGUCGUCCUGUAUUUCGAGUGCACUACGUGCACAGAUCUCUGAUCACGGCCGUGACUUCAGUAAAGAUGUUUCGUUCUGCUCGUCACUCAAUAACCAAAACGCUAACGAGAGGACCUGGAGCAGGCGUCCUGCGUGAAGCUAAAGCUAACUUGGCGCAGGCUGCAGGUGUCCCAACUGUUCUUGUUGACCUAACGAUUUGUAUAAAAUAAAAAAUCAAGUGACCGGCU